UCUAUUGAACGUGGUCCAUUUUUUUGGUGAUAAAGGAUAACCAUGUCAAAGAGAGCUGAAGCAACAAUUUGCUGGCUGCUAUUGGCCACCUGUUCUGCAGUUUUGGUCCAGCCAGGGCUAGCUCAGCUGCUGCCCCCAAAUUUGGGGGUCAUUCCAAAUCUUCCGGGCCUGCUCCCACCAGGGACUCCACUAGAGAUUCAGCAGUGCUGGUCAGCUCUUACGAACAUACAGGGAUGCGUAUGGGAAAUUUUGAGGUCUGUUUUAAGUGCCCAAUUUGGCAGCAUUGGCCCUGAUUGCUGCAAGGCAAUUACCACAGUCAAUGAAAAUUGUUGGCCUAAAAUGUUUCCCUUGAAUCCUUUCUUCCCAUACUUGCUCAAGGGUAAUUGUGCUCGCGUCGGAGCGGCUCCCCCGGCGCCUAAGUGA
Durio zibethinus is the source of this 423-nucleotide messenger RNA. Its product is annotated as egg cell-secreted protein 1.2-like. Lineage: Eukaryota; Viridiplantae; Streptophyta; Magnoliopsida; Malvales; Malvaceae. Gene Ontology annotation, cellular component: vesicle; extracellular region. Gene Ontology annotation, biological process: double fertilization forming a zygote and endosperm; regulation of double fertilization forming a zygote and endosperm; regulation of protein localization to cell surface. The record is from RefSeq and is a predicted model, not a curated record.